Metarhizium acridum CQMa 102 is the source of this 660-nucleotide messenger RNA. RefSeq lists its product as uncharacterized. NCBI's taxonomy places the organism in Eukaryota, Fungi, Ascomycota, Sordariomycetes, Hypocreales, Clavicipitaceae. The record is from RefSeq and is a predicted model, not a curated record.
AUGCAACUCGGCCCCCUCGUCCUCGCGGGCCUCGCCACCGCCCACAUGCAAAUGUCGUCGCCGCCGCCCUUCCGGUCCAAGUACAACCCCUACACCACCAACGUCGACUACAACAUGAACAGCCCCCUCGAGGCCUCGGGCGCCAACUACCCGUGCAAGGGUUACCAUAAGCUGCUCAACACGAACCAGGGCCGCUCCGUGGCCAACUGGACGGCCGGCCAGGACUACAGCAUCUCGCUCGAGGGCAGCGCCACCCACAACGGCGGCUCGUGCCAGGUCUCGCUGUCCUACGACGCCGGCGCCUCCUGGACCGUCGUCCGCUCCUUCAUCGGCGGCUGUCCGCUCACCCCCAAAUGGGCCUUCACGCUGCCCGCCGACGCGCCCUCGGGCGACGCCCUCUUUGCCUGGUCGUGGUUCAACCAGAUUGGCAACCGGGAAAUGUACAUGAACUGCGCCCACAUCACCAUCCAUGGCGGCCAGGGGAACUCGUCCUCCGCCGAGUCCUUUGCCGCCUGGGGCUCGCGGCCCAAGAUCUUUGUGGCGAAUGUGCAUAACGGCUGUGGGACGCUUGAAGGGGCCGACGUCAUGUUCCCGCACCCGGGGCCGGACGUGAGCAACAUUUCCAAGAAGACGGCGAACCCUGUUGGCAACUGUGCUUAG